Salmo salar (Atlantic salmon) is the source of this 2520-nucleotide messenger RNA. RefSeq names its product bone morphogenetic protein 4. Gene Ontology annotation, cellular component: extracellular region. Lineage: Eukaryota; Metazoa; Chordata; Actinopteri; Salmoniformes; Salmonidae. Gene Ontology annotation, molecular function: growth factor activity; cytokine activity. The record is from RefSeq and is a predicted model, not a curated record.
ACGGCAAGGGGCAAUAGAUGCUUGAUCAGUUGGAGAGUCCGCCUGUUCGCGCAGUGUGCCGCCCCCAUGAACUUCUGGAAAUGGGAACCCCGCUGCAAACCUACGCUGCUUCAAACCGCCUCCGUCUCCGGCCAUCGUCUCUCUCGCCUCUUGUUUUUUAGAGGGGUCGUUAAGGAAUUAAUGAUCCGAAGGAACCACCGUACUUCUCCAUAAGUUCAUUCGGCGUUUUCAGUACAUGCUUUACACCUGGACUUCCAUUGCAUGGGGAGAGCUCGCACUUUCUUUUGUCAUAUUUACUUUUCUCGAGGAUACUACCUGUACCCCUACUAAUGGAACAGGGUCACUCCAACGCUCUCAAGCAGCCAACCAGCACCACGUAACAUUUCCUUGAGGAACGCGACCAUUGCCGGCUCCCAACAAACAUGGACUGUUUUCCCAUGCUUUAUUUUCUGUCGAGACAUCAUGAUUCCUGGUAAUCGAAUGCUGAUGGUCAUUUUAUUAUGCCAAGUCCUGCUGGGAGAGAGCAACCAUGCUAGUCUGAUACCUGAGGAAGGGAAGAAGAAAGCACCGGGCCUGCAGAGCCGGACUGCUGGUCAGAGCCAUGAACUGCUGCGGGACUUUGAGGCCACGCUGCUACACAUGUUUGGACUGCAGAGGCGACCGCGGCCCAGUCGCUCGGCCACUGUGCCACGCUACCUGCUGGACCUCUACCGGCUGCAGUCGGGCGAGGCUGAGGAGGCCGGCACCCACGACACCGCCUUUGAGUACCCCGAGAGGUCGGCUAGCCGCGCCAACACCGUGAGGGGCUUCCACCACGAAGAGCACAUGGAGCCGGUUCAUCCGGGCGAGUCUCAGACGAAGAACGGAGAGGCCAUCCCACUGCGCUUCCUCUUCAAUCUCAGCAACAUCCCAGAGGACGAGCUGCUCUCGUCGGCCGAGCUGCGUCUGUUCCGGCAGCAGAUCGACGAGGCCAUUACGGAAAGCGAGGGGGACAAGGAUCAGCUCCACCGGAUAAACGUGUACGAGGUGCUGAAGCCCCCGCGGGCCGGGCAGCUAAUCACGCGGCUUUUGGACACACGGCUGGUGCACCAUAACGCCUCGCGCUGGGAGAGCUUUGACGUGAGCCCCGCCGUGCUGCGCUGGACACGGGAGCGCCUGCCCAACUACGGGCUGGCCGUGGAGGUCCAGCACCUCAACCAGACACCACGCCACCAGGGCCGCCACCUGCGCAUCAGCCGCUCGCUGCACCAGGAGCCCGGGGAGGACUGGGAGCAGCUACGCCCCCUGCUGGUCACCUUCGGCCAUGACGGCAAGGGCCACCCGUUGACGCGUCGGACCAAGCGCAGCCCAAAGCAGCGGGGGCGUAAGCGCAACCGCAACUGUCGCCGUCAUGCUCUCUACGUGGACUUCAGCGAUGUAGGCUGGAAUGACUGGAUAGUGGCGCCCCCAGGGUACCAGGCAUACUACUGCCAUGGGGAAUGUCCCUUCCCCCUGGCAGACCACCUGAACUCUACCAACCACGCCAUUGUUCAGACGUUGGUGAACUCGGUGAACACCAACAUUCCCAAGGCCUGCUGCGUGCCCACGGAGCUCAGUGCCAUCUCCAUGCUCUACCUGGACGAACACGACAAGGUGGUCCUAAAAAACUACCAGGAAAUGGUUGUGGAAGGGUGUGGCUGCCGCUAACACUGACUAUGGGCAACUUGAGGCAGGCCGCACGGACGCUAAGAAAAAUCUUAAGGCCCCACCUUACUCCCAAAAAUCUUCACUUGGACCCUUAUUUAUAACUUUUCUGUUGAGACGUAUGUUCGUCAUUUUUAUUUUCUCUUGACAAUAUGAUCAUAUAUUUUGACAAUAUAUAUAUAUAUAUAUAUAUAUAUAUAUAUAUAUAUAUUUAUAUCUACAUAUAAAAAACAAGUGAGUCCUUAUUUUAAACAUAAAUAAAAAGCUGUACAACUUUUCAUAAUGUAUAUUAGAUUGUAUAAGGGUUUUUUAAAAGAGAAAAUAGUUUUAAAAAAAUCUAAAAAGUAAAGUUUAUUUACUGGUAAUAUUUAUUGCUUUGAUAUUAUACACAUACAAAAAAAUAAAAACAAAUUGCCUUCCAAUAUUACAUUGUAGCAGAUCACAAGAAACACCAAUUGUGUACUUAAAUUAGAGCACUGUGUGAAAUUAUCACUUAACUGAUUUGUUAUGAAUCAGUUGAAGUAUGAUAAAUGUACAUUGAUUUUAAUUAACCUUUAUACAUUUAUCUUUAAACCAGUUAUUUUAUUAGAUAGGUCCCUUGAGUUGGAAUCAGUUUUAUAUUCUUUUGAAAAAAAAAUCUGAUAACAUGGGUUGUGAAAAAUGAAACGUUGAGAGAAAAAAUGACUGUUUUAUAUGAAUUUGGAUUGAACACAUUUGCAUCUGAUACUUAGCCCGAUGGCUAUUUGAAAAUGUACUCAAGUAAUUGUUACAAUUCAUGAUAACAGAGGAAUAUUUCUGAUACUCUGUUGCUUUCAAAUAAAAUAAUGUUCGGUUUCA